Messenger RNA from Apus apus (common swift), 2035 nucleotides. RefSeq names its product coiled-coil domain containing 78 (gene CCDC78). Bases 123 to 1700 code for a protein of 525 amino acids. The record is from RefSeq and is a predicted model, not a curated record. Gene Ontology annotation, cellular component: cytoplasm. NCBI's taxonomy places the organism in Eukaryota, Metazoa, Chordata, Aves, Apodiformes, Apodidae. The transcript is spliced from 14 exons.
CCUGCUAGUAACCAAAGUUGUUAGCAACGCUGCUGGUGCCCUGCCUGGAGGGAAGAGUUGCUGCCAGAAGGAUCCUUAGAUCCUGAUCCAUGCAAAGAACCAAGUGCUGAGCAGCCAAGCAGAUGGAUUUGGGAAGUGUUGCAGGGAAUGAGAAUGUGCAGCAGCAGGAGAGGAGGGAGAGGCUGGAUGGGCUUGGAGACCUGCAGGAGAGGAUGAGGAGGCUGGCUGGCUCCAGGAUGGAUUUGUCAACCAGAAUGGGCUUCGGUGAAGAGGAAAAACUGAAGAUUUCCAAAGAUCUCCUGGAUCUCCAGAUCGAGACGAACAAGAUGAAGGAGCAGUAUGAGACGGAGAACUUUGAACUGAAAAAUAUGAUCCUGGCCCUGGAGAAGCGUGUGCAGGAGCUGGAGCUCUGCAGUGAGCAGGUGACCGGGGAGCAGGAUUCCUUGCGGGAACGUCUGCGCGCCCUGGAGAGCAGCCGGAAGGAGCUGGCAGAUGAGUACAUCAUUUUGAAGAGCAAUUACCUGGCCCUGGGCAAAGAACUGGACCAGGAGGUGAUGAGGAAUGAGGAGCUCAGCAUGGAGCUGCUCAACCUGGCCAAUGCCAGGAGCAGCCUUCCUGGCACGGAGAGCAACCCCUUCCCUGCCGUGGCCAAGGAAUCCACUGCUGAGCUGGAAAGAGAGCGAGCAAGGGAGUGCCAGCCCUCAGCUCAGAGGGAGAAGUUGCUUGGAAACCAGGAUCACAUAGAAGCAGAGCUUGAGAAACUGAAGCAAACCUAUGAACUGCAGCAGCAGAAGCUGGAAGAGAGACUGACAGCGAUGGGGAAGGAGCUGCAGGAGGCAAAGGGAGCCAUUGGGAAUGCUCAGCAGAAGCUGGUGGAACAAUCAGUGGUGCUGCUGAGCUCCCAGAGCCAGCUCCAGGAGGUGGAGGCAGAGAACUCCAGGCUGCAGCUCCGGCUGAAGGAGCUGAACGAGGAAUAUCGCUCCCGGCUGGCGCAGCACAUCCAGGACGUGGCGGACUACAUGGACAGCAAAUCCAGCAAUGGAGCAGGGCCCAGCAAGGCCCCAGCUGGUCCUGCUCCCAUGAAACGUUUUGUGGACACCAUGUUGAAGGAUGUCAGGGCUUCCUACAGGUCUCGGGAAGAGCAGCUGGCUGGAGCAGCACGUGGCUACAAGAAACGCAUGAAGAACUUGGUGAAGAAGCAUGAGAACCUGCUGAUUGCUUAUGGGCUCCAGAGAGAGCAGAUCAGGUCCUUGGGUGGCAGCUGCAUGGAUUGUGGCCCUGCUGAGCUCCACUUCUCCAUCACAGACCCAGAGCUGCUGACAAACACAACGCGGGAGCUGAACCGGCUGCGGGAGGACAAGGCCAAACUGGAGAUGCAGCUGCACGAGCUGGAGAAGAAAAGCCUGCAAGAAACCUCAGCCUUUCUGCUGUCUCCUGAGCAGCAGCUGGAUGAGAAGGGCUGGGCAGAGGUCAGGAAGCAGCUCCGGGAGUUCACACGCAGCACCCAGGAGGAUUUGGAGCAGGAGAGGAGCCAGCUGCUGACACGGGCUGUGGUGGCAGAAGAGCAGGUGUCAGAGCUGCAGGAAUACAUCGACAAGCAUCUCGCCAGGUACAGGCAGGAGCUGCUCCAGCUGCAGAAGGUGCCACGUGUGCUCAGUGCUGGGGAGGCCAGAAGGACCAUCAGCCACCACCACCCAUAGCUCCACAGCACAGCACUGAGGAGGGACUGAAGAGCAGGGAGUUUGCUGUUGUGUGGGCUGGCCAGGGCAAGCACCCAUCCCUGCUCAGGGGGUCUUCUGGGUCUCCAGUUAACAGCACUAAAAUGGGAUGGGACAACUGGGCCUCAUCUCCCCUCUGAGCCCUCAGCUGCAGGGGCUCUGCUGCUCCACCAGCACCUCAGGACUUGGGGGGACAGUUUCCCAGGCAGCUUUUUGCUGUGGAGCUGCAGAAACAGGCUCUUGUGGUAACAUGUCUCCUGGGGUCAGACCUAGCUGGGAGCCCAAGGGCCAUCUCAGGUCACCAUCACCAAGGCAAU